Centropristis striata (black sea bass) is the source of this 3056-nucleotide messenger RNA. RefSeq names its product DAB adaptor protein 2 (gene dab2). The transcript is spliced from 15 exons. Lineage: Eukaryota; Metazoa; Chordata; Actinopteri; Perciformes; Serranidae. Gene Ontology annotation, biological process: receptor-mediated endocytosis; negative regulation of canonical Wnt signaling pathway; positive regulation of endocytosis. The record is from RefSeq and is a predicted model, not a curated record. Gene Ontology annotation, cellular component: plasma membrane. The coding region runs from base 324 to 2708 and encodes 794 amino acids.
CAGGGAGUCCGCAGCAGUCUCUCCUUUCUGUCCACGGCGUUUAGCGGAAAACAUCUGACUCUUGCUCGUUUUCCCAAAAAGCUGUGUUUGGUUUUUACUCAUUUUGUGCCGGAGCCGCGGAGGCAUCACGGGGAACAAAAAUCACUGUUUCGACAGCAGGAUUUCACCCUCUUACUGCGCGCUUUCAAACAGACAAGUAACAAGAAAAGCAUGUGUGGGUGUUGAGAGUCAUCUGUUCAGUUGACCUUGCUGCCCCUGAACACGGAGCUGCCGCCUGCUUUACUGCUGACCAUCCACUAGUCCAGUGAGGCUCACUCCACACCAUGUCUGCAGAGGUGGAGAACAGUGCACCCGUCCCCUCCGAUCCCAGCAACACAACUACAGCCUCGACCAACACACCUCCCAACACCCCGACAUCCGCAUCAAAGGCCCCAUUCAAGAAAGAGAAGAAGAAAGUCCCAGAGAAGACAGAUGAGUAUCUGCUGGGCAGAUUUCAAGGGGAUGGCGUGAGGUACAAAGCCAAGCUGAUUGGCAUCGAUGAUGUCCCAGAGGCCAGAGGAGACAAGAUGUGCCAGGACUCCAUGAUGAAACUUAAGGGUAUGGCAGUAGCUGCCCGGUCCCAAGGCAAGCACAAACAGAGGAUCUGGGUCAACAUUUCCAUGUCGGGCAUCAAGAUCGUCGAUGAGAAAUCAGGAGUGAUUGAACAUGAGCAUGUGGUGAAUAAGAUCUCCUUCAUCGCCAGAGAUGUAACAGAUAACAGGGCGUUUGGAUACGUGUGUGGAGCAGAGGGGCAGCAUCAGUUCUUCGCCAUAAAGACUGCACAACAGGCAGAGCCCCUGGUGGUCGACCUGAAAGAUCUCUUCCAGGUCAUCUUCAACAUGAGGAAGAAAGAGGCAGAGGCCGCACAGAAGGGGGAAAAUGGCAGCGCUGUAGUUGAGAAUGGAAGUGACGCCUUGAUAGGUAUGGAUGGUGACAGAAAAACUGUUCAACCAAUGGAGCAGCUCGACCUUUUUGGAGACAUGUCGACCCCUCCAGACAUCCAGGCUCCAAAUGGCUCUAAUGAUAUUCUGUUGCUGGACUUUUCUGCUGAAGUUGACAGCAAUCAGAAUUGCAUAAAGGGGAACUCCUUUGUAACUUCCUGUGCCCCUGACCGUAGGGCAUCUCCCCAGACAGAGAAUCCCUUUUCCUCGACAUUUGGCUACUUUCCAACCCCAGACAGUGACCCUUUCAGAGAUGACCCCCUUUGUAAAUCGCCCACUUGGUCGGAGCCCGAAAAUUCCCAGAUCUCCACUAAUCACCUAAACAGCACUGCUGGCAACGCUUGUAAGACAAUUAUUAACGGUGGUUUGAAUGGAGACUCGGAACACCUCAGUCAGCAGAUAAAUGGGUUAUCCAGUAAGACCAUGAUCCUGGCUCUCAGUAACGGACAGUGGCCGCUAGGGGGCAAAAUAACUCAGGGCAACACAAUUACCAUGAUGGAUGGGAAUGAAUCUGGAACACUUCUCUCAACUAAAAACCCAUUUUUUGACUCGUCUUUGAAAACUGCCCCUCUCUCUAAUGGCAUAAGUCAUCACCCACAACCCCCAGUGACUCAUAGCAAGGACUCAGUUGUCAUAAGCCCACCUCCACAGAGCUCUAAGGCUGGACGAGGUCGAAGGAGCGCAAAGUCCACAGCAAGUGACCUGUUUGGAGCAGAGCUUUUUUCUGCUCCGGGUCAAUCUGAAGGGUCAUCUGCUUCAGCGGACCUUUUCAACAACACACGUACCAGCUCCACUCCCUCCUCCAUAGCUGCUCUGGGGAAUAUUCAGUUAGGUCCUCCAGCUACCACCGGUAUCCCCACUGCAGGCAUGUGGGGAGCCCCCAUGGCUGCACCUUCCAUGUUCCACAUGCCAGGAGUGACAGCCCCAGGCCCAAGGCCCGCCUACCCACAGCCAUCUGCAUUUGGUGGCCUACCCAUACCACCCCAAGCCUGGGGCCCACAGGUGCCACCUCAGUUUAGUGUCCCGCCCUUAUCCCCACCCCAUCUCAACUGGGCCCAACCUCCACCACCUAAUGCUCUUGGUGCUCCAGGUUGGGGUCAGCCCGCCAUGACCAAUCCUUUCCAGCCUGGUGCGUUCCCUGCAAUGGGCGACCAUCAAGGUCCGGCACGCCCUCCUCCUCGGCCACCUGCUAAGGAGGCCCCAAGGGUAGAGAACAGUGCCUUCACAGCUUUGGACCCACUUGGAGAUAAAGAAAAGAAGAGCGGAAAGGACAUGUUCAAGGACUUCCAGCUUGCCAAACCACCACCUGCCAUCCCAGCGAGGAAAGGGGAGAUUUCCAACUCGGCUCCGGCCCCCAGUGGUAAAGAAUCCGGGGCGUUCGAUCAGUACUUUUCCAGUAAAGUGGGCCUGCCUCAGGAUAAUGCAGAUCAUGAUGACUAUGAAAUCAGUCAAAUGUCCGCAGCUGUUAAUGAUGUUCCUAAACCAGCUGCAGCUCCAAGCUUUAAUCCCGGCCUUCUUGAUGCCGCCUUUUCCUCUGCUCCCAUCGCAAACAACUCGGGCCCGGCCCAGGGACAAGGCCCCAAUCAGGACAUGUUUGAUCAAGCAUUUGGGGCCCCAGAUUCCGGUCUGUUUGGAGGACCCCCCGUAGCCACGCAGCCUGCUGCUGUUGGUCAGACUUCUGGCUCAACAGCUGCUUUUGGGGAUCCUUUUGGAAAUCCCUUUGCUUGACCUUAACUUUGUCUAUAAUUGAAAUGGAGGAAAUGAAGAUCUUCACGUCAAAUAACAUCUUUGGGACAAGCUGCUACAACAAGUGCAAGACAAUCCAAAUUAUGAACUUUUCUCAGUCUUGUCCCUGACCAACCCUUCUUCUACAUCUCCACCUCUGAUGUUGUCAUUAUUGUUUUUUUCUAUCCAAUCAGUAGUUUCCUUAUUUCUAAAGACCACUGAUCUAAGAAGUAAAUGUUUUGUCCUGAUCUGCUGAAGAAAGAAAUGUGGUGUGAGAGAGAGGGAGGCACGUCCAAAGAGGUUCACUGCUGAUGCUGUCUGUGUUAAAGAAAUAAAAUAAUUGAAUCAUAA